UUUAUGGCGAAGAGAGAUACAGAAUUUAGUAUUACGCGAAAACGCGAACUCGAUGCUUGUGUACGGGCCGUGUACUAUGGAGUUCCCCAGUUAUUACGAUUGGCGCCACUCUGGACAAACACUUUUUUGAGUAUUAUACUGAGUAAAAAAAAGAACUAAAGCACUUUUUAUAUUUCGAAAAUAGAACAGUUUCGGUUGAUUGACCUGUGAAAAUUUUCGGUGUUCGAUUUUUAUUUCAUUCAGCUUCAAAACUUUACUUCACCAAAGUAUUCCAUUGCUGUAAAGCUACCGAACAAUAAUAUAAUUAAUGCCAUGAGAUUGGCAAUAACAAUCCUAUUGAAAAAAUGUCGUCUGAAGGCAGAGGGUCGAACAUAACCCAAGCGUUGACCAACCUCUUCGAGGAGAUGCUGCUGGCAUCCGACCUGGACAGUGAGAAUAGGAGUAAUGUAGAUUUAUCGCAGUUUCUAUCAGCUCUGAAGGAGCAGUCUUCGAAGAACACCAGUCAUGAACCCCUGGACUUCGGGACACUAGUGAAGCUUGUGGACGGAUGGCGCAGCAAGCUGAACUUGACGAAGAACUUUGAGCCACCCUGCAAUUAUUGCGAUGGCAGUAUCCGGGAUCUCAUCGUCGCUUACAACAGCAUCCAUGGUUUCAUAAGUCUAUUUGUCUGCGUGUUCGGGAGCCUGGCGAACGCGCUGAACGUGGCAGUAUUAACUCGUCGGGACUUAGCGGCGGCGCCGAUCAACAGGCUGCUCAAGUGGCUGGCGGUGGCGGAUGUCUUUGUCAUGCUGGAGUAUGUGCCGUUCGCCAUCUAUAGAUAUUUGAUCCUUCCCGAGCAACGCGAGAUGCCGUACAACUGGGCCGCUUACCUCCUGUUCCACAUGCACUUCACGCAGAUCUUCCACACGGCAUCUAUCUGUCUCACUCUCUCGUUAGCCGUCUGGAGAUACGUCGCUAUCAAAUACUCGGACCGCAAUCAUAUAUUAUGUACCGAGAGGCGAUGCAGUACAGCGAUACUAAGUAGUUUUAUAUUACCACCGAUCUUGUGCAUACCUACAUUUAUGGUAUUCGACAUUCACACAACCGUCGUCUUAGAGCCAAGUGGACCUAUAAUCCUGUACCACGUCGACGCCGACCAGGAAGGUCAACUAUACCAGAUAAACUUCUGGGUACACGCCGUCCUAAUCAAGCUGCUGCCUUGCCUAAUACUUACGGUCAUAAGCCUGUGGCUAAUAAGAGAAGUGUACAGCGCAAACCAGCACCAGAAAAAGGUGCGAGUGUACAACGCCUGCCCAACUAGCAACAAACAAUUGAAGAGGCAAUGCAAAGCAGAAAGGAGGACGAACAGAACGACCAAGAUGUUGGUAGCCGUUCUUCUUUUGUUUCUAGUGACAGAGUUGCCGCAGGGGAUUCUGGGGCUCCUUAGCGGUUUGCUAGGCCGCUGCUUCUUCAAAAGAUGCUACGAUCUGUUCGGGGAGCUGAUGGACGCGCUGGCGCUUUUGAACGGGGCCAUUAACUUCGUCCUGUACUGCUCUAUGUCUCGACAGUUCCGCAUGACUUUCGGGCAGAUCAUGUGGCGUGCUCAUCUACACAAGUGGCCUCCGCCAACCGCCUCCCAUUCCGAUGGGCAGUACACAGCAAAAUCAUCGGUUCCGUGAGGCAAGUUCGUACAAGAGAAACACGCAAACAUUUUGCAGCAAUUCUUGUAAAUACCAUAUAAGAAACUGUUUAAAAUUUAAUGGAAACGAAAUUAAUGGGUGUUCAUUUUAAGUCCUAAUUAUUAUCUUAGUUAAUAAGUGUUAGAAUAUCUUACUUAACUAGAUAGAUAACUUUUGAACGUUAUUAAAGCUACUUAAGAAAUUAAUGUAAAAAUUGAUAGUGUGUAGUUAAUCAAUGUUCUCUUUAUUGUCGCACAAAAUUUUACUUAACAGAUGUGUUCAAAUUUAAUUUUAACAAGCACAAGGUGGAAUUCGUGACAGCUAUUAAAUCUUAAAUUUUGCGUCAUGAAAUUUACUUUUUAUAAGUUUAUCGAACACAUUUUCGUUAUGAUUGGUGUAAAUACUUUCACGACGGCAAUUUUUAAAAUUAAUACCUAGUCCAGGCUUGUUCUUCGUUUAUAAAUAAGGGGGUAUAAGUACAAGU
This is a messenger RNA of Chilo suppressalis (striped riceborer), 2142 nucleotides long. The record is from the annotation of a GenBank genome assembly. NCBI's taxonomy places the organism in Eukaryota, Metazoa, Arthropoda, Insecta, Lepidoptera, Crambidae.